This is a messenger RNA of Mucor mucedo, 1656 nucleotides long. RefSeq lists its product as uncharacterized. NCBI's taxonomy places the organism in Eukaryota, Fungi, Mucoromycota, Mucoromycetes, Mucorales, Mucoraceae. The record is from RefSeq and is a predicted model, not a curated record. The transcript has 5 exons. The coding region runs from base 34 to 1518 and encodes 494 amino acids.
UUUUUUUUUUUUUUGGCUUUUCUGAUUAUAACCAUGUCUUAUUUUCCACAUGAACUUGAACCUUGUUUAGCUCGAUUAGGAAUAACUCCAGAAGAUAAACCUUCUUUUAUUAGAGAAGUUUAUGCAGUUGACGACAUCGAAACUUUGCGACAAAUUAUUAUAAGAAAAGAAAGAGAGAGACAGGGCAUUGCCAAUGAUUUAGAUGUAGCUGCUCGCAUUGGUCUAGUUAUCUCUGAAACAAAUGAAGCCAUUCAAAUAAAGCUCGAGCAGUUAGAGAGAGAAAAUCGAAUGUUUCAAGAAGAGUUGAGAUCACGAGCAAAUAACACUAAAAAGGACCACAACAGCAAUAGCAGCAAUAACGAAUUGCUUUUAUCAGAGGAAGAGGAGCGCAUAUAUUUAACACAAGAAUUAGACCAGGCACGAAGAGAAUUAACGAAAUUCAGAAAAGAAAUGGAUGGACUUUCUGCUCAAUUAAAUGACAUGGCGUCUGAAAUGAUUGAUUCUCGUUCUAAGGUUAGUGUUUAUGCAAAACGAUUAGCUGAAGUGGAACAAAAGUUGGCAUCGACAAGGGAUGUAAAUGCAAGUUUACAGUUUCUACUUGAUAAGGCUUUAACAUCGCAAAAACAAUCCAGUUCCAAUACAUCACAUCUCGUCAAAAAUAUCCAAUUAGACCUAUCUAGAGUGGUGUCAGAAAAUGAGCAAUUGAGAGCAAGAAUAGCGGAACUGGAGCAUCAACAAGUGGAGUGUGAGGAGAAACUGGCUUCCAUGGUUAUUCAGGCACAAGAAUAUGCAUCUAGAUUGGAGCAGGCUCAAGAUACCAUUCAUAAUUUGAGUGAGCCUAAAUUACUUGAAGAAGAUGAAUUAUCUAGCUUAAAUAACCAUAGCGGAUUCAAUUCAUUUUCUGUCUCUUCACAAGAUGGUACAACAAAAGAGUCAGAAAUAACCAAGGGCCCGGUAUUUUCAGCAGAGUUUAGACAAGAAAUGCAAAAAGAAAUUGAGAGAAACCUUAAUUUAAUUCGUCAUCGAAUUAUCACGGCGGACACAACACAUGUGGAAACUAAAAAGAAAUCACAGGAAGGAUUGAAAUACCUAGUAUCCGAAAGAGAAAGUGGCGGGUUAGCAAGCUUAUCUACCAGUACUAGCUCUUCUACCAAUUCAUCUAUAUUAUCUACCGUGAUGAAAAAAGAAAUGAUUCAUACCACAUCAACAUCCAUUAUAAAUACACCCAACAAUAAUCAUACUAUAAAUAAUACUCAUACAACAGAAGAAGAACCUAAAGCGCCUGUUUUAAGACCGGCAAGUUUCCUAACUGGAUUUGGCGGAUUUGGUUCAGAGACUGGAUUAGGAAUGGGAUCUGGUUUUAUUACAAGAGGAAUACCACCAAGAACUUUCACUACCUCUUCCACACAAUCAUUAUUGUCAUCUUCAAGAGCCAAUAAUGAGCCUAGUAUAUCCACAAGAUUUUUCCAAAGACUUGCUUCCAGAUUAGAUGAUUACGAUAAAAAGCCUUCCAAUUAAAUAAAAAACAACAGCAGGGCUGUCGUGUAAUUUUUUGGCGGUAUUACCAUACCUUGACUGACCAGAUCCAGAUAUUGCAUUUUUUUUUCGCAGUGGCUGGAAGUUGAUAUUCAUAUCUGUAGCGAACAUAAUAAGCUG